This is a messenger RNA of Paramisgurnus dabryanus, 1136 nucleotides long. RefSeq lists its product as uncharacterized. NCBI's taxonomy places the organism in Eukaryota, Metazoa, Chordata, Actinopteri, Cypriniformes, Cobitidae. The record is from RefSeq and is a predicted model, not a curated record.
GUGAUGUGUUUGGGAUGUUUCUUACAUGAGCUGCAGUAUGAUGCAGAAGAUAUAUGGAGCACGUUAAUGAUGCUUUAAUGAAACUUAAAAUAUCCAGUCUUCAUCUAUUAUAAAAAGAGUGACGUGUGCAUUCUUCAACAUCUCUUUUGUGUUCACAGAGAAAAAAGUCAUACAGGUCAUUUCUAAAACUAUUAGAUUAGAUGAUUUUAUAUUACCAUAAUAUUAGCUUUUAUCUGUGUCCCUCUUUUUUCCAUAGUCAGCUUUGGUAUUAACAGAGCAUGUUUGGACCCGCAGCUGUAGAGUCAAUUAUUAAACACAUGCGGACACAUCACUUCUGGGCCAACACAUACUAUCCCACACUCCCUAGGAAAUGUGUCAGAAGGGAUGGGACAUCUUCAUUCCUUAGAGGAUUCAGGUGCUUUCUGUCACCUGGGUAACUGAAUCUCCAUGGAUGUCACAACUACCCCACAGCCUGAACCGAGUUGCAUGGCACAGGCAAUAUCUGUAACAUUUGAUCCUGUCUCAGUCAGCUGGAUGUUAAGUUUACAAGAAGUGGCAGUAAGAAGGAUAUAUAUCUAUAUAUAGAAUAAUGGAUCAAAAUGUGAAGAAAGACCAGCUGGAAAAUCAAUUGAUGCAUGAUGACUGCAAUCUUAAGUGCAAGGAACAUCUCAUCAGUUUGUUUGGCGAAUCAACAGCUGAGUAUUUUCUCAGCCCUUUCUCUCGCCGGUCAAAAGACAUACCUCAUUGGUUUUCCCAGCUACAAGAUGACAUGAGAGAUCACAUGAGUGCAGAAGCCCUGUGGGAUGCUAUGAGACGUCACUCUACACACAUAUUGCAAGAAUCAAAUACAGAGCCCUCAAUGAUUGAGAGAAGGGUUGUGGAUUGGAAGACGCUUAAGAAACAGGACCAUCUGGAGCACCUGGCAGGGACCAGAUGCAUGUUUCGUUAUGCACAGCGUAACCAGGCCAUCACAGCUCUCCUUAUGCAAAGUAAUCCUCGAUUUGACCCUUUCUGCCCAGAAAAGAGCAAACUUCACUGAAGUAGUAUGAAAAAUACUUAUUGCACAGAGUUUUUUGCAUUUAGUUUAAUACUGCUGAUUUGUUACGGCAUUUAAUGGGAUUAAAGAGUGUUUUGUG